AUGAAUCCGAAAACACCGAUUUAUCACGAAAAACAGGUUAAAGAAUUAUGUGCCUUGCACGCACUUAAUAAUUUGUUUCAGAUGAGAAAUACCUUUUCAAAGUCGGAACUAGAUAGCAUAUGCAGUCGAUUAUCACCAAAUGUUUGGAUCAAUCCCCAUAGAUCGAUGCUGGGUCUUGGAAACUAUGACAUUAAUGUUAUUAUGGCAGCCCUACAAAAGAAAGGUUGCGAAGCUGUAUGGUUCGACAAGAGGAAAGAUCCGGGUUGCUUGGACUUGUCAAAUAUUUGUGGCUUUAUCCUCAAUGUGCCAUCAGAUUACAAGUUAGGGUUUGUAAUGCUACCAUUACGGCGUCGUCAUUGGAUUACUAUCAGACAAAUACAAGGCAAUUUUUAUAACCUUGAUUCAAAACUUGAUGCACCUGUUUUAAUUGGAAGAAGUACAGACCUGAUAACAUAUUUAAAGGAGCAACUUGAAUGCAAGGACAAAGAAUUAUUUGUGGUAGUGAGCAAAGAAGUUGAGGAGAAACAACUUUGGAUGCAUCAAUACACAUCCCAAAAUUAUCGACUUCAGGAUCCAAACCACAUGGACAGUGUUCACCAAAACUACUGCGACAGUACCCCUGACAGUAUAUCCUCCAAUGACUUUAGGAAUCGUGAUGCAGAGUGUAUAAAAGUUACGGAAGUGACGAACGGUGCUGCAAGCAUAGAAAACAAUAUU
Messenger RNA from Iphiclides podalirius (scarce swallowtail), 717 nucleotides. The record is from the annotation of a GenBank genome assembly. NCBI's taxonomy places the organism in Eukaryota, Metazoa, Arthropoda, Insecta, Lepidoptera, Papilionidae.